ACAGAAAGAGGAGGAACAAAAUCGUCUUAUUGAGGCUAGGAAGAAGGCCAUACAAGUGGAGAAGGAGAGGGCAGCAAAAGUGGCCAACCUCCCACCCCUUCCACCCAACCCAAUUGAGAAUAUUGAAUCAAGGAAGCUACUUGGAGUGAAGAAAUUGGACGUGGAUGCCUUCUCUGUGACCCACUAUCACAUGCCAGAGACUACAGUGGACAGGGAAGUUGACACAGCACAGCCAAAGGCAUGGGAGGUGGCAAAGGAGGAGGUGUGGUGCCUGCAAGAGCUAGGACAGGAGGAGCUUAGGGGCAACCACGUGCUGAGGAGGGAACGGCUCACACAGAUCUUCCAGCUGCUCUCCAAGAGACAGGAGAUGAGGGAGGACUGGCAGAGGGACAUGGAGUUCACCUUUGAGGACAUGUACACUGGAGAGAGGAGAGUGAAAUGUGACCUGGUACUGCAGCUGGUCCCAGAGCCUCUCCCAGCUGUGUCCACUGGCAGACAGGAUCUAGACCUGGAGGAGGCCACUCCUGACCUUACACCCUCGGCUGGGGCAGAGGAACAACUGGAUGAAGAACCAUCCCGGCCUCUAGGUGGUGCUCCCAGAAAGGCCUUGAAGAAACUACUUACCUGCGUCAGGUCACAGAGAGACCAGUGGGGCUACCGGAGGCUGGUUGACCCCAGGUCUGACUGCCAAACUAUUUAGACAGCAGAGUUCUACACGACCUCAGAUGGUACGACUAGUCAGGUUUUCUGGCCAGCGAAAAGCGGGGUCUACCAUUGACCACUAGUCCCAGGCUCCCUGACCCCUCUCAGCCAGCCCAAGCUAUAGACAACAGCGGAGUACAUAGUAGCUGGCACCCUGCUCCAUCCUGAUAAACAAGCCAUCAAGAUCCACACAUUUGAAACCGAGAGGAUGAGAAGGGAGGAGGAGCUGGACAGGCAGGAGCAGAUAGCCCUGCUACAGGAUUUAGGGGAGAAGGAGAGCAGGCUGGAGCUGCUGCAGGAGGCCCAGGAAGAGAGCAGCUGCAGACGGCCAUGGCCCAAGACACUGCUGCUGCAUCUCUUAGACCAGAACAAGUGUGUUUCUCGCAAUGGCUGAUUCGUAUGAUGACAUUUGAAAGAGCUGCCUAUUGCUGAUUUGUGUAUCACAUGUGCACAGCAGAUAUCGUAGGGUGGCAGGUAGCCUUGCGGUUAGUGUUGGGCCAGUAACCAAAGGGUCGCUGGUUAGAAUACCCGAGCCGACAAGGUGAAAAAUCUGUCUAUGCCCUUGAACAAGGCACUGAGCACUAAUUUGCUGUGGCUGACCUUGUAAAACAACACAUCUCACUGUACCUAUCUAUUGUAUGUAACAAUGAAAUUAACAUCUUCUGUUAUGGUUGUUUUUGGAAAUAACCCUCCCCACCCCCCAUAUUUUCAAUGUUUACAUUUCUUAUACUUCAUAACCAGUCAGUGGAAGAGACUCGCCGGCGUCUGGAAGAGUACCAACACACGCUAAGAAACCGCUAUUCUGGUAUAACUACGGCAACAUGUCUCCCUCCUGGUACCAAAGCCUGUCCUACCACACUUUAAAGGAGGAAUCAUUCCACCAGUAGUGCCACUAGAACUCCCCUCUGGCUCUGCCCUUCUCCCCUGUCUCCCUGUAGCACUUAGUACCCACUCUAGAGCUUACACUCCUCUGGACCUCCUCACACCCUCCAUCUUGGCUCAAACUCUCUUCCUUCCUGGCACAACAGUCUGCUCGCAUAUCAACUCCAGGGCCUCUCCAGUGCAGCUAGAACCCACCGCUAAGAGACCAAAGUGCAGGUUUUUCUGCUUGGCUGGCGGACAAUGUGUUUAGUAGGGUCCCAGAGGACAUCCCUGAGAGGCUACUUUCCCCUCUACCUCGUUGGAUCUACAGACCACAUCCUGUUUCCCUCCACUCUACUCCACACAUCCCACUCCCAUCAAAAACUGACUCCCAGGUCUGGGGAAGAGGUGGAGAGGCAGGAGAUACGUGAGGCCCAGAGGGAGCAGGAGGAAAAACGGAGAUGGCUGGAGGAAGAGCAGAGGAAGAGCACAGGAGGAGACAGAGGGAGGCGUUACAGGCACUGCUCACUGCUGACAACAAACAGCCUGGUCCGGAGAUCGCUGAUGGUUUUGGGUCAAAGGUUCUGGGGUCAGAGCGUGUCCAUCGGAUGGCAGCUCUGCUGAGGGCCAUCGGAGCCCAAUGGGCAAACAUCAUCUGUAGAAGCUAAUCCGAGCUAAGACAACACACUCAAUGUCCAGAGUUCGCAGCCAAACCCCCGGUGGCCCGCGCCAGGCUGGCCGUCAUGGAGAUGAUAGAGCAGCAUGAGCUCAGUGCCAUCCAGGAGGUGGAGACACCAGCCUGAUCACAGGUCGGUCAGCCAGCCACACCCUCAGGGGUCACCAUACACUACACCAAACGUGGCGGUGGUCACCUCUGGUAACCACUUGUAUACAUCAUAAACAAGCAUGUGUCUCUAACCAGGUACUAUGUGCUGUGUCCAGAAGGGAGUGUGAGGCUGUCUUGUAUUGAAAGGGCAUUCCCAGAAGAACAGGACCACUUGGCCCACUGAGAGAGGUCACUCCAGCACCUUUGUGUUCAGUGCAGGGGAACACACAGCUGGGAGUGAGAUAUUAAACCUGGUCUGGUAGAUCCAGCAAGCUAUCCUGGAGAGAGAGAUUACGGCUGGAGGCUGGUGCCUCUCCUGAACCUGAUCCCACCCCGGUCUGCCCAGAACAGUCUCAACACUCCUCUGAGUUUGGGAGAGGUGUCCCUGUAAAAUCAAGGCAAGU
This is a messenger RNA of Oncorhynchus kisutch (coho salmon), 2793 nucleotides long. RefSeq names its product centrosomal protein of 295 kDa. Gene Ontology annotation, cellular component: cytosol; centrosome; centriole. NCBI's taxonomy places the organism in Eukaryota, Metazoa, Chordata, Actinopteri, Salmoniformes, Salmonidae. The transcript has 11 exons. The record is from RefSeq and is a predicted model, not a curated record. Bases 191 to 700 code for a protein of 169 amino acids. Gene Ontology annotation, biological process: regulation of centriole replication.